UAACUAUUGAUCUUUUGGCUGCAGCCGCUGGCCUAGCUCGCUGCUUCAGAGGCGCGAAGGCUUCGGCUAGAGCCCUCCUGGCCCUUUGCUCCCCCGGGUGCUGGGGCUGGGUGAUCGCUUCCAUUGACCUUGAGGGCGGGAAAGAGUGAGGAUUCCACGAGUGACAUCAUAAUCACCUCCAAGAUAGAGCCGGAGCCCGGGAGACAUUUCCCAGGAGAAGACUCACUCACUGGCCUUCUCUUGGAUCCUCCUCUUCCUUCAUCUCCCUGUUUCUUCUCUCUUCACACCGUCUCCUUUUGGCCACUCUGGUGCCUAUCCUCUGGGCCUCAAAGGGAGGGGAGGGGCUUCGCAUGACAAGGAAGAUCCUCCACAAAUGAGCAUCACCAAGGAGUUUGAGUUAGGCCCCUGCUACCUGUCCCAAGGAAGAGACCUCAUCUUUUCUCCUCCUUUCAAGCUAUUACCCACCCUUAUUCUGCUGCAGGAACUCUGGAGUGCUGCCUGGGUCACUGCCCCCUGCAUCCCCUGUAGACAAAGGGGCAAGCUGCCUUUCUAAAUCCCGCUCCUCUUGGAUCCUUCCUACUUUCCCUCCCAAACAGCUGAUGUUGUCAGCAUCCACUAAGAGUAUUAGUGGAAAAUGAACAGGCUUCAACCCCGACAAAGUCUGUUCAUAGUGACUGCAGAUAUGAGCAGGUUGCCCAGCUGGAAGAGGGGACAUGCGGCUAGUGUGGAGUCCAGCAGUGACGUGUCUUCCUUCUCCUCUGAAGGUGAAUGCAAGGAGACUGACAGGUGUUGCUGGAAACACCGGCAGUGUGCUGGGCAUAUCAUCCACCCCUUCUCGGACUGUGGCCAUCACAACCGGCACAUGCACGCUGUCAGCCACUGCGACUGUGAAUCUAGGCUGAAGGAUUGCUCAGAGAAGACAAAUAGUAGCAGCUCCCGAGAUGUAGGCCCGACCUGCUCCAGAGACGGGGGCUCAACCUGCUACAACAUCAUCCAUACCCCUUGCUUUGAACUCAUCCCAGAGGAAAAGUGUAUGGAGCGGACCUGGUACAGCUGGUGCAAAAGCUACAGGCCUGUCUCUGUGGCAGUAAUCCACCAUCCUAUCCACCAUGUGUGUAGGACAGAUGACCUAAAUGAGGAGGAUGAGGACGGAGAGACCCCGCCUCCCAUCCCAACUCAGUUGUGUCCCAAAGCCACAUCUACUGACCUAGACAUCAGGUCAGUCCCUGGGGCUCCUGACUCAGCAGCGCCCAUCACCAUCUGGCGUUCUGAGAGCCCCACAGACAAGAGUCAGGAGGGCAAGGCCAUCAAGAAGAUAAAGAAGAAAAAGGAGAAGGAGAAGGACAAGGAGGAUGAGAUGGCGGAUGAAAAGGCAAAGUUGAAGAAGGCCAAGAAGGGCAAGUUAACUAAGAAGAAAAGCCCCGUGAAGUCAGAGUCUUCCCCUCCAGACUUGAGUAGAUCACUAAGCCCAAGAGAACUAGUCAGGGCCUCAGAGUCCAGCCCAGAAAGCCGGGAAGAGCUGGAGAGUGAGGAUAGUUAUGAACGGGGUAAAGAGGGGCCCUCCAGCGAAGAUAUUGUGGAGUCAUCAUCGCCCAGGAAGAGAGAGAAGAGCAUUACCCAGACCAAAAAGAAUGGUACAAAGACCUUACAAACCAGGAAGAUAAGCAAGAGAAAAUCUCCCCCAGUGUCUAACCCCAAUCUUAGUUGAGGCCUGGGCAACCAGAGUGAAUAAAUUGUCUGUAACUGA
Mesocricetus auratus (golden hamster) is the source of this 1747-nucleotide messenger RNA. It is a transcript of the gene Proca1, whose product is annotated as protein interacting with cyclin A1. The record is from RefSeq and is a predicted model, not a curated record. Gene Ontology annotation, biological process: arachidonate secretion; phospholipid metabolic process. The transcript has 5 exons. Lineage: Eukaryota; Metazoa; Chordata; Mammalia; Rodentia; Cricetidae. Gene Ontology annotation, molecular function: A2-type glycerophospholipase activity. The coding region runs from base 635 to 1708 and encodes 357 amino acids.